Messenger RNA from Sclerotinia sclerotiorum 1980 UF-70, 195 nucleotides. RefSeq lists its product with no specific name. The transcript is spliced from 3 exons. NCBI's taxonomy places the organism in Eukaryota, Fungi, Ascomycota, Leotiomycetes, Helotiales, Sclerotiniaceae. The coding region runs from base 1 to 195 and encodes 64 amino acids. The record is from RefSeq and is a predicted model, not a curated record.
AUGGAUAGCAGAAUUAAUUGGUCUUGGCAAAGCUCAAAAAUCUUUAGUUCAAAACAGGCGCGAGAGUUAGCAAACGACUUAAACCCUUCCAUUUACGUUACAGUCUGGUGGGAAAGGCUCAAUGUACCAGUAAUUGCCAGGAUUUUACAAGGUAAGAAAAUUUGGGAGAAUAAACUGGCAUUCUUCUUCUCUUAA